CAUCAACUUAAUUCAUAAAUCAAAAACAAGAAUAAUCAAUGGCUAAUAUCUUGUUUUAUUGUGCUCUCUUCAUAUUUUCAGUUUCUUUUCAAGAAUCAAAUGCAGCCUAUAAUGUAAUAACCUUUGGAGCAAAACCCGACGGCAAGACUGAUUCAACUCAAGGGUUUGUUAGGGCAUGGUCGUCUGCAUGUAAGUCCGUCGGACCGGCGACGGUUUAUGUUCCGAAGGGCAGUUAUUUGGUGAAACCGAUAGUGUUUAGUGGUCCAUGCAAGAACAAAAUUUUGUUUACGAUUGCAGGGAAAAUUGUAGCACCAUCGAAUUACUGGUCCUUUGGGAAAUCUGGAUUUUGGAUACUGUUUUAUAAGGUCAGUGGUGUUACUAUUAAUGGCGGUAUAAUUGAUGGUAAGGGUGCUGCCUUUUGGGCUUGCAAGAAUGGUGGAAAGGUUUGUCCUCCCGGAACUAGGUCGCUUUCAUUUGUGGGUUCAAACAACAGUGUGGUGAGUGGAUUAACGUCGAUAAACAGUCAAAUGUUUCACAUUUCCGUAGACGAAAGCCGCAAUAUUAUUCUUCAAAAUCUAAAGAUCAUCGCACCCAGUUCAAGUCCUAACACCGAUGGAAUUCAUAUUCAAUCUUCCACCGGAAUUAUCAUCCGAACUAGCACCUUCAGGACCGGAGAUGAUUGUAUUUCUUUAGGCCCUGGCUCCACUAAUAUUAGCAUUCAAAAAAUUGCAUGUGGCCCUGGACAUGGAAUCAGCAUUGGCAGUCUAGCCGAACAAAGCGAAGAAGAGGGUGUACAAAAUGUGACAGUAACAUCAGUAGUUUUUAAAGCAACUCAAAAUGGAGUUAGAAUCAAAUCAUGGGGCAGACCCUCUACUGGUUUUGUUAAAAACAUCAUUUUCAGAAACAUUGUCUUGAAAAAUGCUUAUAAUCCUAUCAUCAUUGAUCAAAAGUAUUGCCCUUCUGGCAAUAAUUGUCCUAAUCAGGAUUCAGGAGUGAAGAUUAGUGGAGUGACAUAUAAGGACAUAAAGGGAAUAUCAGCUUCGAAGAUAGCAAUGAAUUUCAUUUGCAGUGAAAGCAAUCCUUGUAAUGGUCUAAAAUUGCAGAACAUAAAUGUUACAUAUUUAAGUAGAGGCACUGCAACAUCUUCUUGUAGCAAUGCACAUGGAACUUCUUCUGGCAUUGUCAUUCCUAAGACUUGUUUUUAGGACAUCUAUUUUUUCUUUAUUUAGUCAUCCACAUUUGUUGGAAAUUAUGUUAGCAAUAUAACCUUUGUAAUUAUUAUUGGAUAUUUAAAUAAAUUUCAUAAUAAUUUUAUUAUAAAAAACAA
Molecule: messenger RNA, 1327 nt
Organism: Mercurialis annua (annual mercury)
Lineage: Eukaryota; Viridiplantae; Streptophyta; Magnoliopsida; Malpighiales; Euphorbiaceae
Product: polygalacturonase-like
Exons: 4
Coding region: 39-1205 (388 amino acids)
Biological process (GO): carbohydrate metabolic process
Molecular function (GO): polygalacturonase activity
Source: RefSeq, a predicted model, not a curated record